Messenger RNA from Leptopilina boulardi, 2580 nucleotides. It is a transcript of the gene Mad1, whose product is annotated as mitotic spindle assembly checkpoint protein MAD1-like. Gene Ontology annotation, cellular component: nuclear envelope; mitotic spindle; kinetochore. Bases 236 to 2272 code for a protein of 678 amino acids. The transcript is spliced from 7 exons. The record is from RefSeq and is a predicted model, not a curated record. Gene Ontology annotation, biological process: mitotic spindle assembly checkpoint signaling; attachment of mitotic spindle microtubules to kinetochore. NCBI's taxonomy places the organism in Eukaryota, Metazoa, Arthropoda, Insecta, Hymenoptera, Figitidae.
CCAUCCUUGACAGCAUUUGGCGGUCUAACCUAACUUAAUCUUGCUGUCAAAAUACUACUGUAUUUCGGUAUUUUCAGAAUAUAAUAAAUAUUAAUAAAUAAAUUGAGUUUCUGAUUUAUGUGUACUUUGUAUGUAAAGAAAUUUUAAUUUAUUUUGUAAAUACCAAGACUUAUAAUUGUUUACAUUCAAGGAACGAACAUCAUAUCUAAUUUUUAAGAAUAACAAUUUACUCAAAAUGUCAAAUGAAGAUCCCACAUGUGUUAUAAAAAUGCUAAAAGAUUUAAGAUCUGGAACAGAAGCAUACAGACGUAGUACUGGAAUUCCAUUACGUUUGUCAAGUGAUUUAUCACCAUCAUCAAAAAGCAUCAAGGAGGAGGAGUGUAGAGCAUCUCCAAAACGUGUGAAAUUAGAAGAUUCUUUUAAUUCUUCCUCCACAGAUUUGGUACCUAAAAGUCCUUGGGAAUGGAGACGUUUAAAAGCCGAGAUGAUUUCAUUAAAAGCCAGAUUAUCUCAUCAAGAAGCGACAGUUGAACAAUUACAUAAAUUACGUCGAGAGAUGGAAGAGGUUUUUGAUAAAGAAAAACAUAUUUUAGAAAUGAAAAUAGAUCAAGACAAGCAAGUUAUAAAUCAAUUAGAAUUAAGAAUAGAUGUUGGACGACGAAAUUUACAAGAAGCACGUGAAUCACAAGCAGCGGCCGAGAAAGAUUUACUUCAAGUUAAAUCGAGAUUAGAACAUGAAAUUGCUGCAUUGCAAGAUGAAAAUUCGGAACUAAUAAGAGAAUUGAGAGAAAUAUCAGAGAGAGAAUCUUCAUUGUCACCAGAAAAAGACAAUAAUGAAAUGGAAGAAAUGCAAUUAAAAGUGGAAAUAUCUGAAACAAGAAUAAUUGAACUUGAAUUGAAAUUAAAAGAAUCAAUUGCUACUGAACAGGAAAUUGAAUUGCAAAAAGUUGAAAUACAAAAUUUAAAUAAUAAAAUAGAAAAAUUAGAAUCGGAACGUGCACUUUGGGAAGAAGGAAAACAAUUAGUAUUAAGAGCCGCUAAAGCAAGUGAUCUUGAAAAGGAAUUAAAUUUAGCGAGAGAAACUAUUGCAAAUUUAAGAGAAUCAAUAAGAGGAAAAUUAAUUCUCGAGGAGCAGAUUUCAACUCUUAAUCAAAGAACCGAACGUAUGACACAAUUGGAAGAAACUGUCUCUCAAUUACAAGUAAAAUGUGCCGAACUAUCGGAUCGUCUCUCUGAAUAUGAGUCAAUUGGAUUUACCGGCGGUCCCUCUGCCUUGAAGCGAGAACUUAAUCGCUUACAGCAAGCGGAGGCAGUUUUAACAGCUGAGGAAGGUCAACUUCGUUCAAAGGCCGAUGUUUCUGAAAGAAAAUGUCAAAGUCUCGAAGAAAAAUGGGAGGAAACAAAAAAACUCUUGUCUGACAAAUUAAUAUUGUGUGAAAGAAUGACAAAACAUAUUAGUAGAACUCAAAAAAAAAUGAUGCUUAUCACUAGGGAGAGAGAUAGCUAUCGACAACAACUUGAUCUUUAUGAAAAGGAAGUCACAAUUUCUGAUCCUAAUAAUUUAAUGGCAGAAAGAAUACCUUCCCUUGAACGCGCUCUAGAAGGUUAUAGAGAAUUAGUUGCUCGAUUAGAGUCAGAUUUAGAAAUUGUUGAUUUAGGAAAACAAAAAGACGAAUACAAAAAGCUGCAAGAUGAAAUUGAAAAAUUGAAAGGAGAACUUGAACAUCGUGCUUUGAAAGGCGAUUUUAAUUGUAAUUCGCGAAUUUUACAUUUUCGAAUGAAUCCCCAGGCAGUUGCUGAACAGGAGGCUGAAGAGAAACAAAAAGCUCUUUUACGUGAACUUGAAGAAUUGCGCUCAAAAGUUAAUACUGGUAGUACUGGAACUGUUGCAUCUUCUUCUCUACAUGCACAAGAAAUAGCAGAAUUGAAGCAGACUCAUGAAUUGAAGAUAACACGUUUAAAGGAGGCGUUUAAAGCUUCUACCCAAGAGUUUCGCCAGGCGUGUUAUCAACUUUUUGCUUGGAAAGUUGAUAGAACAAAAGAAGGAAUGUAUAAAUUGUCCAGUCAAUAUGCUGAUUCACCAGAUGAUUUUCUAUUUUUCCAAAUGAGCAACGAUGGUGUCAAUCUUUUGGAAACGCCAUAUUCUGGAACUUUGAAUAAUCUUAUCGAAAAAUAUUUACAAGUUCAACAAAGUGUUCCCAUGUUUCUCAAUGCAUUGCAGUCAGAAUUAUUUGAUCAACAAACUGUUAUGGACAUUUAUUCAGGUCUCUAAAAUAAAAAAAAAAAAAUCUCGAACUCUGAAUACAAUUUUUUUUUUCAAAUGAAUACUUUAUCUUAGAAAUAUUAUUGCAAAGUAAUGAAAAGUGAAUGAAAAAUUUAAAAACUUUGCUAGAAUUAAAUGAAUUAAAUUAUAAGAUAAAAUAUUCACAAUUAAUUGUAAAAAUUUUAUUUUUAAAUUUUUUCUUUAAAAAAUAUAGAAUUUAAAAAUUCUCAUAGAAUUUUUUAAGUUUAGAUUAGUUAAUUAAUAUUAAUUGUAGUUGUAAUAUUGGAAAUAAUAAUAAAUAUUGAGUAGAUUUUGUA